CUGACAGGGAGGGCCCUACUAUGUAUCGCUGGCUCACUUGGUCGUUUUCACGUCUCUCGCCUGUGUCUUUCCCUUGAAACAACGGCUGAGACGUUAGUAGACAAGGCGAACAGUUGUUUUUGGCGGGGGCUGAGGAUAUUUAUUGAGCUAGUCGCGGAGGCGAAGGAGGGGAAGCUGCCGCGGCAUCGUGAACAUCUCUGUCAUGGACUCGCAGACUGCAGACCGCUCCCCAAAGAUCACAGUGAUUAAGCCUACUUUUAUCUGUCCUCAGGUGAGUAAUGGACCUUUGACAGGCUCUAGGAAGCGGCCGUCAGAGGGAAAUUACGAGAAGGAGAAGGACGUGUGCAUCCAGCUCUUUGAUCAGUGGUCUGAGGCAGACCAGGUGGAGUUUGUGGAACACCUGAUCUCACGCAUGUGCCAUUACCAACACGGCCACAUAAACUCCUACCUCAAACCCAUGCUCCAAAGGGACUUCAUUACGGCACUGCCAGCUCAGGGUCUGGAUCAUAUAGCGGAGAACAUCUUGUCCUUCCUGGAUGCGCGCUCGCUUUGUUCGGCUGAGUUGGUGUGUAAAGAAUGGCAGCGUGUGAUAUCCGAAGGCAUGUUGUGGAAGAAGCUGAUCGAGAGGAUGGUUCGGACAGACCCGUUGUGGAAAGGCCUUUCAGAGAGACACCAGUGGGAAAAAUACCUAUUCAAGAACCGCACAACAGAAGUUCCUCCAAACUCAUACUACCGCUCUCUUUAUCCAAAAAUCAUUCAGGACAUUGAGACCAUCGAGGCGAACUGGAGGUGCGGCCGACAUAACCUGCAGAGGAUCCAGUGUAGGUCGGAGAACAGCAAAGGUGUUUACUGCCUCCAGUAUGACGACGAAAAGAUCAUCAGCGGUCUACGCGACAACUCCAUCAAGAUAUGGGAUAAACAGACUCUGGAGUGUUUGAAGAUUCUGACGGGGCACACAGGCUCUGUGCUGUGUCUGCAAUACGAUGAGAGAGUCAUUGUUACCGGCUCCUCUGAUUCCACUGUCAGAGUGUGGGAUGUGAACUCGGGGGAGGUUCUGAACACUCUGAUCCACCACAACGAGGCCGUGCUCCACCUGCGAUUCUGUAACGGGCUGAUGGUCACCUGCUCGAAGGAUCGUUCCAUUGCCGUGUGGGACAUGGCCUCUCCUACGGACAUCAGUCUCCGCCGGGUCCUCGUCGGACAUAGGGCUGCCGUCAAUGUGGUCGAUUUUGAUGACAAGUACAUUGUCUCAGCCUCUGGGGAUCGGACCAUAAAGGUGUGGAGUACAAGCACCUGUGAGUUUGUUCGGACACUAAACGGUCAUAAGCGAGGAAUUGCCUGCCUGCAGUACAGAGACAGACUUGUGGUCAGUGGCUCCUCAGACAACACCAUCAGGCUGUGGGAUAUCGAGUGUGGAGCUUGCUUGCGGGUUUUGGAAGGGCACGAGGAGCUUGUUCGCUGUAUUCGCUUUGAUAACAAGCGGAUCGUGAGUGGAGCGUAUGACGGUAAAAUUAAAGUAUGGGACCUACAAGCUGCUCUCGAUCCACGAGCCCCUGCCAGCACUCUGUGUCUACGUACACUAGUGGAACAUUCUGGCCGAGUGUUCCGGCUCCAGUUUGACGAGUUCCAGAUCAUCAGCAGUUCCCACGAUGACACUAUCCUUAUCUGGGACUUCCUCAAUGUGUCGACCAAUGGGCAGACGGAAGGGCGAUCGCCGUCCCGCACGUAUACCUAUAUAUCCAGAUAGCAGGGAAGCCCUGGUGGCGUGCGGAGUGUGUGCGAGUGUGUGUGGGGACUGUUCGGGUGACCCAGUCUCUGUGGAAGUGUGCCAGGAUCAAAGGUCGAGGAACGCCACCACCACCCCCCUCCCCUUCACCCUCCUCUCUCCAUCUGUCCGUUUUAUUUCUCCCCCUCUUCAGUCGUUUGGAGGGCCGCCCCACGACACAAACCGUGUCAGUUCUCUUUCUCCCUCUCUGUGGAGGAGGAGGCGGAGAAAAGAUGGAGAGAGCGAUGCCAUUAAACAGUGAACGUGAGGGUGGGUGUGGAGCCCCCCUCUCACCCCUGCCACCGUGUACAGAGUGACGGCUGCCCCGGCUCCACCCCCUGGGCCCAUGAACUCUGUAUCUAUCUUUUGUUUGUUUUAUUUUUAUUGAUUCAAAUGAAAAAGAUGAAAAACUAAAGGGAGAAGGCAAGGUCUGAAUGCCUGCCUUCUCUCAGGACUGUUCUGCAUGAAUGAGCGAGCGAUGGGAUGUGUAAUGUGUGCUGGUCAACCCCUCGGUUUCUGUCUUAUGUUUUUGUUUUUUUAUGCUUUUUCUUUUUUUUUUUUUUGAAGUUGGGAAAUUGACUCGACUGUUUUCUUUUCUUGUGAAAUCGUAUGAAUAAUUGUAGUUUUUUUUGACUCUUCUCCUGAUAUGUUCCUUCCGUUUUUUAGCACUGUCCGUCUCGUUCCCCUUUUCACUGUCUGCUCGUCUAGGUUCUGAAUGACCCAUAACUGAGCUGAAUUUAGUUGUAAACAGAAUUGUCUCGUCUAAAAUGGUGUUGUAUAUUGAAAAGAUUUUUUAAAGAAAAAAGCGUUAUUAAUAAGAAUAAAGUACUUGACUGUGAAGGAGUGUUAAGAAGCUUGCACAAACGCGUCGUGUUUUUCGUAUGUGUGUGUGUUUGCACGCAUGAUUCGCCCUUUUGAGAUAAAGGCUUCUUGACAGGCCCAGAUUUCAGUAACCUGCUGCCGCGCUUGCCAAGACCUCCAAAAAUCGCAGGGCCACUGUUCAAAUAUUUAAGUUUACCUCCUGCUCCGAAUAUGUGGAAAUUGGCAGUACUGUCAUUUUCGUCUUAUUUGAUUUCAGCUUUCCUUAUGAACGCCACCAUGGCAACAGCCACAAUACGAGCCCAGUUCAACGCUGUAGCAAUUCAAAAAAUGUUUGAAUGCAGAGCAAUAUUUUAGUCUGAGAUCUCAAGAAUCACAGAGUUCCAUUCUGUGCGAACUUUAGAAUGGAAUUCCAUUGAAAUAAGGCAUUAGAAUGAAUGAUGGCAGGCUACUGUCAGAUUGUGAGACAUAAGGGUGGAUGUGAGAGAGAUGGAGACAUUAUAAAGAGGGAGGAUCAAAGUCAGUCUGCAGACGGGGGAGAGAGAGCGAGAGAGACGAUUACUGCCCAAUAUGGCUGAUCCGGAAUGCAGUCGAUGACUAGAGUACAGACAAACCCUCAAAAGAGUACUUAUGUGUUUAAAUCUUCUUGGUUUUGCUCUACAGUUUAGCUUUCUUAUUGUUUGGAACUCUUAUAAUAGAUAAACUAGUUCUAGUCAGUUUUACAUGGUUUGCAUUUUGGUGUGUGCCAUUUAGGGCUGUAGUUUAUACCUUCUGGGUCCACCAGGUGGCAAUAAAACAGUGUGUGGACCCUAAAAUACACCAAUGUUCAGGGUAAAGGUGUUGAAAGAUGAAACCCAUUGAUCAAUGCAUCCACAAAAUAAAUAUUUUAAUAACA
Onychostoma macrolepis is the source of this 3479-nucleotide messenger RNA. RefSeq names its product F-box and WD repeat domain containing 11b (gene fbxw11b). The transcript is spliced from 13 exons. NCBI's taxonomy places the organism in Eukaryota, Metazoa, Chordata, Actinopteri, Cypriniformes, Cyprinidae. Gene Ontology annotation, molecular function: protein dimerization activity. Bases 203 to 1747 code for a protein of 514 amino acids. The record is from RefSeq and is a predicted model, not a curated record.